GACCUGUAACUGAGGGCUCAGGGGAUGGCUGAGGUUUGGAGCAGCAGAGGUUUGGAUGAAGGAUGCCAAUCCAGGGAUUGGGAUUCGGGCACAGGGUCUGUCCCAGGGAGAGGACCCUGCGUGUUUGUUGGCACUGCUGCCUCUCCAUCAAGGCCGAUAUGUGAGAUGGGUGUGUUCUGCAUGGCUCCAAAACUCUAAUAAAUAUAUUUCCUCCCCAAUCUUCAAGCUGUUGGGUGUUCCUUGCUUUUGGGAGGUGCUUUAAAUCUGACUGCCAGAGCCGUGGGCUGCUGAGAGCAGAAGCUGCCUGCACGAUGCUGAGCUCAGGUCUUCCUCCCGUUCUCCUGGUGCUCUCCGUGCUGGAGCUGAGCUGGUCCCUGAGUGAUGAAGAAAAGAAGAUCAUCUUGGAUGAGCAUAAUAAAUAUCGCUCCCAGGUCUCUCCUCCUGCCAAGGCUAUGAUGAAGAUGACCUGGGACAAGGAGCUGGAGGCCCUUGCUCAAUCCUAUGCAGAGAAGUGCAUCUGGGACCACAACAAGGAGAGGGGCCGACGGGGAGAAAACCUCUUUGCUAUGGCCCCAACCCUGGAACUAGAAUUCGCCGUGGAAGACUGGAACGGGGAGGAGAAAUUCUACAACUUGACAACAUCCACGUGUGUCCCCGGGCAGAUGUGUGGCCACUACACCCAGGUGGUCUGGUCAAGCACACAUCAGAUCGGCUGUGGGGCACAUUUUUGUGAGAAGAUUGAUGGAAUUGAAACAGAGAACAUGCACUUGCUUGUUUGCAACUAUUAUCCCCCGGGUAACGUGAAAGGCAAAAAGCCCUACCAGGAAGGACCCUCGUGUGAAAUGUGCCCCACGGACACAGUCUGUGUGAACAACCUGUGUGCAGGUGCCCUGGACACAGAAGAACUGGAGACAAACCAUGACCAGACAAGUGUGGAUCCACCCAAAGGAAGAGCCCCCAGUACCUGCUUGGGCCUUUCCCUCUUCCUCCUCCCCAGUGCCAUCCUGCUGGGCCUUCUGCUCUGAAGGGUCUUCCUCAGCUGUCCCUGCACCUCUCACCAAGGCUUUGUCAGUGCUGGUUGUUCCACAGCCCUGGCAGGCUCAGGAGACUCCUUGGACAAUUCACACGCUCCCUCCUCACGCUGCCUUCUCUGCCGCAGCCCCGGCGAGCCAAGGGCAGCCAUCAGUGCUGGGGGAACUCUGUCCCCUUCCUGAGCAGACCUGAGGGCAGGAGGGUGUUUGCCAUAAUGCUGGUGACCUUGGAUGCUUCUCCUUUUUCCUGGCUUCUAUUCCAUUUCCAGGCUGGAAGUGUUGAGCUCUCCCACCCAUCUGCCUGUGUGGCUGGCAGGCCCUGCCACAGCCUGACCCUGGGGACAGCAGGGUGACCUGGGGACAGUGAGACAUGGUGGUUGGCUUUGGUGUUUGUAGAUGAGACAUGGUGGUUGGCUUUGGUGGUUUUUACCAGCAGAAAUGCUCUUUUCCUUCCCAAUGUGUCCGUCUCAGUUUUGGACAAGUCUUACCUCCUUCCCUUCUUGUCCAAAUAGAGUGGCUGUUUUGAGGAUUUCUGUUUCCUCCUGGUUCUGAUGGAGCUCUGGCCAGUACUACCCAGCUGCUCCCCCUCUCCUCCUCACACUCUGCAGCCCUUGCCUCCUCCCAAGCCACAGAUUUAUUUUACGCCUGUGCCUGCACCUGUGUGCACGCACAGAAGAGAAACCUUCAGAGCUGAGAGAGGCCACCAGCUCCUCCAUGUAGCUUUUCCCUGCAUGGCUUCAUUCUUUGCAUAAUUUCAGUGUAUUUGAAUUUAGAUACAGAUUCCUCUUGACAUGUAAUCUGUGUGUGUGUGGUCAAGGAGAACAAGUCCCCACUUGUGCUGGUACAAUCUGAGCUCCAGAGAUACAGGUGACCUUGUUAGAGGUUAUUGGUGGCUCCUGGGCCUGUUGCAGGACCACUGGCAUUGUCUGGGCCACUGUGUUUUGUUACCCCACUUCUCUCCUCCCUUCACCUGAGGAUUCCCAGUCAGGUGUGUUAAAUAUGUGACAAGCUUUGCAGACAGGUGGAAGGAAGAUAAUGGGCAGAUACAGCCCCUUCUGUGGUCACUGCAGCCUUUCAUUUCUACAGAUGAGGUGGAGGAUGACUUGAAGACCAUUAUUCAGAUCCUCCACUGCUGCUCUGUCCUGUGCAUCCCCAGAGCAUGCACUGAAUAAAUCCUGUUGUGAAAGUCUA
Molecule: messenger RNA, 2222 nt
Organism: Taeniopygia guttata (zebra finch)
Lineage: Eukaryota; Metazoa; Chordata; Aves; Passeriformes; Estrildidae
Gene: PI16
Product: peptidase inhibitor 16
Cellular component (GO): extracellular region
Source: RefSeq, a predicted model, not a curated record